AUGGAACAAGAUGUUAUAAAUUUGAAAAACCAUACUACUCAAUAUAAAGUACUGAAAGAUGAAGAGAUAAAACAAAAAGCCCUGAAGACAUAUAUGGAUAGCGAUGAGUAUAAAAAAGAAGUUGAAGCAAAUGUAAAGGCAGAAAAACUUUUACAGUUGCAAAACCAAACCGUACAGUAUGAAAACUUAGCACAAGAAAGUAAAAAUAACGACGCAGCCAUGCAAAAGGCAAUGAAAAGCGCAGAAUAUAUAAAAGCUAACAAUGACUGGUUAGAUGCCCAAGCCAACGCUAAAGCAGCCCAACUUAUAGGGUCAAUAAGGACAAAAAUACAAGCGGAUGAAGACAGUUCAAAUGAAGCUUUAACAAAUGCUGACUUUAAGAACGCCUUCGAAGCUCUUCAUAGUAAGGUGAAACAAGUGAACGACUUCUCAUCUGGAAAGAAACUGAAGUCUGAAGGUUUCGACAAAGAGUUAAAAGAAGUAGCACAAAAUAUGACGAAAAUAACAGAUGCAGCAACGAGACAGGCAGUUCAAAGUGCCUAUGACGCCGUUAGAGCAACUGUUGUGAAAAGUCAAGAAAAAGAGUUACAACAGACCAAAACAGACCUAGUAAAUGCUUUCUUAAAAACGAAAAGUCAGGUAGGACAUUACGCUGCAGAUGGAACAUAUGUGCCAGCUGGUGGAACUUAUAUACCACCAAACCCUCCAAGAGAAGCACCUGCACCAGGACUACCUAAAACAUUUACAUCGUCACAUGGACACAGACAC
Messenger RNA from Trichomonas vaginalis G3, 768 nucleotides. Its product is annotated as protein of unknown function, DUF4106 family. The transcript has a single exon. The annotation marks the transcript as partial. The record is from RefSeq and is a predicted model, not a curated record. Lineage: Eukaryota; Parabasalia; Trichomonadida; Trichomonadidae.